Messenger RNA from Chara braunii, 3074 nucleotides. NCBI's taxonomy places the organism in Eukaryota, Viridiplantae, Streptophyta, Charophyceae, Charales, Characeae. The record is from the annotation of a GenBank genome assembly.
GUAUAUUGCUUGAUUGUUCUACCCCCGUUCCCACUCUCCCUACACCCCCGUGUUCUGUGAUUACCGAGACUUCUCAAGUACCGCAUCAGUUCAGACUGAUGUCGACGGAACAGGACACCGGGGCACUGCCACGACGCAGUGCCAGAAUCGCAGUUCGUGCCCGCCCUGCAGUACCUCCAAGACCGAAGAAACUCAGCAGACGGACAACUCCAGCAGCAUCAAGUAUGGCAUUGACGGUACAAGACGCCAGAGGAGAUCAUCCCACAUACCCAGUCCGAGGAGCCAAUGAGCCUGCGGCUGAUUAUCGUGGGCGGCUACUGGCAUUUUCAGAAGCCGUAGCUGCCGUCGAGACCCGGAAGGAGAUAGCAGAGGCAGAACGUCAGCGGCUAGCCAAUGAAGCGGCAGCCGAAGCUCAGCGAACGACUGAGACUGACGCAGCGACACGAGACAGACGGAAUGCCAGCAGCACGGAGUCCUUGAUUGCUUGUGAGCAUUUGUGGACGACGGUACUCCAAGACAUGAUCUUUUCACAUCUGCGCGCGGACGUAACGCAGCGACAAACAUACAAGAAUGAUAUGACUACGUUAACCACUGCUAUCCGCACAGAGGCAAUGCAGCAGCAGCAACAGCAUCAACUGUUGAAUUCCACUGUCACACGCGUCAACAGCAUAGAGGCUAACGCCUCAGCAGCACCAGGCUGCACGACAGACGUGACGAAGCAACUCAACGAGCGCAUCGAUCACGUCGUCACCAUCAUCGGCGAUAUAAGUACGUUCACUGGACCAGACUCGAUCAGCAGCACGGUGGGCGUCAUCAAGACGGACCUCACCAAGCUACAGACGAGACCGGAAGCCGCUACAAAGACGUUCAAGAUGCCGCACUUCGACAUCAGCAAGUUCGACGACUACAACAAGUCGGACGCCUUGUCAUGGUGGCAACGUUUCCUCACGGAAGCAUCAUGCCGCAUGUUCACUCACUUCAUUCGACAAGACGAUGUCACCUUCUUUAUGGUGGACGUGACGGAUCUCUUACACUAUGAUCCACCCUGUCCCGACGCCGAGCUCAUCCCUCUGGAGCCAGAUCCUCCCUCUAUCUCCAUGGCUUCCAUCUCUACUUCCAUCCCUCCGCCGUCGGUCGAGUCCACCCCGCCGUCGCACGCUGACGCUGACGCUGAGGAACUUGCACGAUAUACGGCUGACUUCGAGCCUGCAGUUCAUGACCUCAUCCGAGAGUACCACGACGUUUUCCCAUCGUCCUUCUCGUAUGCCGGCAUCCCACCGAUGCGUUACGUCGAGCACUCCAUUCAGCUCGUGCCUGACUAUCGUGUUCACCACCAGGCACCCUAUAGACUCUCGAUCCCCGAGGCCACCGAACUCAAGCGUCAGCUUGAGGAGCUCCUGAGACUGGGUUUCAUUAAACCCAGCAACUCCCCGUGGGGUGCACCCGUCCUCUUUGCUCGCAAAGCGGAUGGAACUCUUCGUCUCUGCAUCGACUACCGCGGCCUCAACCGCUACACGGUUAAGAACAGCUACCCCAUACCUCGUUCCGAUGAGCUGUUCGACCGCCUAGCAGGCAACCGCUCCUUUACGAAGAUUGAUCUUCGUAGCGGUUACCAUCAGAUCCGCGUCGCUGCAGCCGACCAGCCGAAGACCGCGUUCCGAUCGCGAUUUGGCCACUACGAGUUCACGGUGAUGCCAUUCGGCCUCACCAACGCACCCGCUACCUUCCAGAGGACGAUGAACGACAUCUUCAGGGACAUCCUGGAACAGUACGUUAUCGUCUACCUCGACGAUAUCCUGGUCUAUAGUCGUACCCUUAAGGAGCACCUCAGACACCUCCACGACGUCCUUGACCGCUUGCGCAGACAUGGCUUCUACGCCAAGCUAAGCAAGUGCCACUUUGCCCAGCACAAAGUGGAUUUCUUAGGACACUACGUGUCUGACCAAGGUCUCCACAUGGACGACGCGAAGAUCACUGCUAUUGCGGAGUGGCUUGCUCCCACAUCCGCCAAGCAGCUUCGCAGCUUCCUAGGCCUGACCAGCUACUAUAGUAACUUCAUCCGGGGAUACGCUAGUGUCAAGUCUCGCUCAGGUGAUUGUCCGAUAGCCUUCUACUCCCAACAGCUCCUGCCCGCCGAGAUAAACUACACUGCUGAUGAACGUGAGGUUCUCGCAGUAGUUUAUGCCGCUCGGCACUGGCGUCACUACCUGCACGGGGCACCAUUCAUGGUGCGGACGGACAACUCUGUUGUCCAGGCUUUUCUGACAAAGCCGAAGCUCACUCCUCGACAAGCUCGCUGGUGGCGCGACCUAUCCGAGUUUAGUUUCACCACUGAGCACAUCAAGGAUGAGACUAAUCGGGUCGCAGAUGCACUAUCCCGGCGCCCUGACCACGACCAGGAGCACAUCCAGCUCUCUUCCAUCUCGGUCAACACCGUUCACCACUCGGUGAUCGACGAGUUUCGCACUCAGUAUCGUCACUGCCCCGACUAUCGGGACAUCCACGCGACCCUUCGGAGUGGCAAGACCGUCCCGAACUACUCUCUCAGGGACAACGGUCUUGUGUACUGGCAUGGUUCACAGGGCACUAGAGAGCCCCGUAUUUGUGUUCCCUCCACUAGACAGCUACGAGUCCGAGCAGUAGCAGAGUUCCAUGACCAGGCAGCUGCCGGUCAUAUGGGCUUCCACAAGACGUUGGCUCGUGUGAGCCGCCUGUACGUCUGGCCGAAGCGCAAGGACUUUGUGAAGGACUACGUCGCAGAGUGUCCCACCUGUCAGGAGGUGAACAGUGCGAACCACCUACCUUAUGGUUUGCUCCAGCCUCUUCCUAUCGCUGAGGGUCGUUGGCAGUCCAUCUCGAUGGACUUUAUCGGUCCUCUUCGACCUCCGACCCCCCGCGGUCAUGAUGCUAUCCUGGUCGUCGUCGACCGCUUCACGAAGCGUGCACGCUUUGUUCCGUGCCGCUAUGCCAUCAGUGCACGUGAGGUCGCCGACAUCGUAUUUGACUGAGUCGUGCGUGACCACGGCUUACCUCUGAGCAUCAUAUAUGACCGUGACCCGCGCUUUACCAGCCGA